Molecule: messenger RNA, 324 nt
Organism: Prorocentrum cordatum
Lineage: Eukaryota; Dinophyceae; Prorocentrales; Prorocentraceae
Source: the annotation of a GenBank genome assembly
CGGCGCACCCGCGGCGCGCAGGGGGGGGCGGGGACGACGGGGCGGCCGCGGCCCGCCCCCCCCGCGCGGCCGAGCUGCCGCCCCCCGCGCGGCCCGGCGGCGGAGCACAGGAGAGCGCGCCCCAGCCGCCCCGGCCGCCCCUGCGGCCGGCGGGCAGUCCGCGGGCGCCGCCGCCACCGCCCAGGGAGGCAGCCGCGCCGAGGCCGCCGUGCCGCGGGAGGCCCCGCCUCGUCCGCCCCGGCCGCGGCCAUGGCGGACAAAGGCGCCGAUGCCUCGGAGGCCUUCGAGUCCAGCGCCUUCGAGGCGCUGGAGAAGGACUUCCAG